Mesocestoides corti is the source of this 351-nucleotide messenger RNA. The record is from the annotation of a GenBank genome assembly. NCBI's taxonomy places the organism in Eukaryota, Metazoa, Platyhelminthes, Cestoda, Cyclophyllidea, Mesocestoididae.
AUGAAGUUUGAGCGACUCUUUCGGAGUUUCCUUAGGACUCUACGUCCGCCUACUCUUAAAGUUCCCGACGCUGUUAGUUCUGGCGCUAUUAAAACUCAUACCGGACAGACCUUUGACAAGUCUGAUUAUCGUGCAGCAAGAUUCAUGCAAUCUACAAAGCUCGUUAACAAGAAUUUCGCCAUGGAGCUGAUCGAAAAGGUGCCCCCAAAGAAGGUUGCCGACCGCAUUGUCGCUUGCGACGGUGGAAAUGGUGCCCUGGGCCACCCCAAAGUCUACAUCAAUCUGGACAAACCCGGCCCCCACACGUGCGGUUACUGCGGCCUUCGAUAUGAACAAGUACACAGUCACUAG